This is a messenger RNA of Stegodyphus dumicola, 1126 nucleotides long. Its product is annotated as DDRGK domain-containing protein 1-like. NCBI's taxonomy places the organism in Eukaryota, Metazoa, Arthropoda, Arachnida, Araneae, Eresidae. The record is from RefSeq and is a predicted model, not a curated record. Gene Ontology annotation, molecular function: ubiquitin-like protein ligase binding.
UCUGCGUUUCCAGUUUAGUUCUGAUUCUGAUCUCUGAAUUUUUUCUCUGCUGUGUAGAUUUGGCGUGUAUUCAUUGUGUUGUGUUCGUGACAGAACAUUUUAAUGCAACAAUUUAUUGUAAUGAUAUCGUUGUAGCAGCGUGCAAUAUUGAUUAAUUGUUAUCUGCAAGAAUGGUUGACACAACUUUGCUGCUUGGUGUGGCUAUUGCUUUCGUUAUUGUUUUGAUUGUAAUCUUAACAUACUUAAAAGAAAAACGGACAACUGCUGGUCGCAUAAAUGAAGGAGCUCCUCCAAGAAUCAGAGAUGUACCUGUCUUAAGAGGGGGUAAUGUAGAAGGUCCUCGAAGAGCUGGUCGGAAUAUCAGAGCUCGAAUGAGAGCUGCAGCGGCCAGACCUGAAAACGAAGAGGAAGAAGAUGAUUUGUUACUUGAUGAAAUUGCAAUGCCAGAAGGCAAAAUAGGUGCUAAAAAAAGGAAGAAACUUGAGUUAAAAGCAGAGAAACGCAAAGAAAGAGAAAGGGAAUUAGAAGAAAGAGAGGAGAGAAAACAAAGACAAAAAUUGUUGGAUGAACAAAGGAAAAAAGAAGAAUUAAAAGAAAAAGAGGAAGAACGCCGUAAGGAAGAAGAGGAGAAAGCAUUGAAAGAAGAAGAGGAAAAAAGAGAACUUGAAGAAUAUUUAAAACUAAAGGAAACUUUUGCUGUUGAAGAAGAAGGUUUUGAUCAGGAAGAAAAUCAAGAAGAAGGAAACAAAUUUCAAGAAUUUAUUGAUCACAUUAAAAGUCAAAAAGUUGUUUUAUUAGAAGAUUUGGCUUCCCGUUUCAAGCUUAAAACUCAGGAUGCUAUUGAUAGACUCCAAGAGCUUUUAGCCCAAGAAUGGUUGGUUGGAGUAAUAGAUGACAGAGGAAAAUUUAUUUAUAUUACAAGAGAAGAAUUAGAAUCUGUAGCUCAGUUUAUUAAACAAAGAGGCAGAGUGUCUAUAGCAGAAUUAGUUGACUGCAGCAAUACUUUAAUAAAUCUUCAACCUGACUCUACAGAUUCAGUGGCAGUAGCAUCUUGAAACGGACUUAUUUGUAUUUAAAUUAAUGUAUUCAUGUUUAAGUAAAAGAGAAUUUAUAUUCACAGUUUUAA